GUCACAUUGUACAUUUAUAUUUUUGAUCAGAGAAUUUGAUGAGCAAACUCAUUUUUUUCUCAAUAUGUAAAAAAAUCAGUAAAUGUAAAUAAUAAAUACAAAAGCAAGCAAAUAGCUGAAACUCAUGUAUCCAGUACUCUCGAUUAAUAGUUAAAUAGUUUUAGUAUCUAAGCGACGCCUCUUGUUGUUGAGGUGUUCGUUACAGAAAACAAACAGGAACGACAGAACUAUGGCCAUGGGAAGAGAGAAAACAUUACCCAAAGGGAAAUGUAUAGAUGGGAAACAGAAAGAAAAAGCCUAUACUGACAGAAGUGGUUGGUGGAGAAACACUAUUAAGAACUAUCCCAUUCCAGGCAGUUACCACAUCCGAGACUUCAUAGAGGAGACAGAACUCAACCCGGUGCCGAGGACGUACAGCUUCAAAGGCCCCGCGCGAAACACCCUCAUGUGGACUGUGCGUCGAGGCGGGGAUCUGCUAUUGCCCGGGGCGUAUAACUUUACUGACUCAACCAAUGAGGCUCUGCGGCGCCAGGCAACUUACUCUUUCAAAAACUGCCCCAGACCUGACAACCACACUUUAGGCCUCAGGGAUAAGGAUAUUAAUCUCUCUCCUGGUCAUUAUGAUGUUACCGAGAAGCCUGUCCCCAAAUCACCCUGCAAACACGUGAUGUUCCGAUCAGCUGUACAAAGGGUCAGCUUUCUCCCGAAGGAGGGACCAGCACCUGGACAUUACAAUCCAAGGCCAAGCACGGGCAUUGCAAUCACUUCCUGCUUUAGGUCUACGGUACCACGGCUGUACAGUGUGCAUUCGGGAACUCCCGGACCAGGUGUGCAUGAGCCCACAUGGCACAGAGGUCAACGGCUCAGCACUAAGGGCAAAGUGGACUGGGCCUAUGACCUCCUUUUUCGCAACAUACCAUGAACUUUGCCCUCUCUUUUGUCUGAGUUUCCCACAAGUAUUCCUUCUAGUAAUAUUUCCCAUUCUUUUGAAAGCAGGGUGUUGCCAGCUGGUAUGCGACUGAUCUUGUUAAAAUGUGGUUGAAAUAAUGUCAGUUGUUGUUUUAACAUUGAAGUAAGUUAAAAACAACGUUUUAUGCUGAAUUUUUGUAAAAGGGUAAAGAAAAUAUGUAUACAUUUUAAUAAGAUUUGUAAGAUAUGACAUUGAAACAACAUUGUAAUAUUAACAUUGAUUCAAUUUAAAUAAAAAAUCUAUCUCUGCAAUCUCUGUUAUGUCAUGAACUGACUGUGUGGCUGCCCAUGUAUUGAACAAAUCUUUGUGAUGACUCUCACAUUCACAUAACUCAUUCAGCCUGAACAAAGAGAUCAUUGUCACACAAUAAAAUGUCUCAGUUACUAAUGUAACCCUCGUU
Rhinichthys klamathensis goyatoka is the source of this 1370-nucleotide messenger RNA. It is a transcript of the gene stpg4, whose product is annotated as sperm-tail PG-rich repeat containing 4. Lineage: Eukaryota; Metazoa; Chordata; Actinopteri; Cypriniformes; Leuciscidae. The coding region runs from base 230 to 922 and encodes 230 amino acids. Gene Ontology annotation, cellular component: male pronucleus; germinal vesicle; female pronucleus. Gene Ontology annotation, biological process: epigenetic programing of male pronucleus. The transcript is spliced from 7 exons. The record is from RefSeq and is a predicted model, not a curated record. Gene Ontology annotation, molecular function: histone binding; chromatin binding.